This is a messenger RNA of Hippopotamus amphibius kiboko, 744 nucleotides long. RefSeq names its product LHFPL tetraspan subfamily member 4 (gene LHFPL4). Gene Ontology annotation, biological process: sensory perception of sound; gamma-aminobutyric acid receptor clustering. Bases 1 to 744 code for a protein of 247 amino acids. The record is from RefSeq and is a predicted model, not a curated record. NCBI's taxonomy places the organism in Eukaryota, Metazoa, Chordata, Mammalia, Artiodactyla, Hippopotamidae. Gene Ontology annotation, molecular function: GABA receptor binding. The transcript is spliced from 3 exons. Gene Ontology annotation, cellular component: inhibitory synapse; postsynaptic membrane; plasma membrane.
AUGCUGCCCUCGCAGGAGGCCUCCAAGCUCUACCACGAGCACUACAUGCGGAACUCGCGGGCCAUCGGCGUGCUAUGGGCCAUCUUCACCAUCUGCUUCGCCAUCAUCAACGUGGUGGUCUUCAUCCAGCCCUACUGGGUGGGCGACAGCGUGAGCACCCCCAAGCCUGGCUACUUCGGCCUCUUCCACUACUGUGUGGGCAGCGGGCUGGCGGGUCGCGAGCUCACCUGCCGCGGCUCGUUCACCGACUUCAGCACCAUCCCGUCCGGAGCCUUCAAGGCGGCCGCCUUCUUCGUGCUGCUCUCCAUGGUGCUGAUCCUUGGCUGCAUCACCUGCUUUGCGCUUUUCUUCUUCUGCAACACGGCCACGGUCUACAAGAUCUGCGCCUGGAUGCAGCUCUUGGCAGCUCUGUGCCUCGUGCUGGGCUGCAUGAUCUUCCCCGACGGCUGGGACGCCGAGACGAUCCGGGACAUGUGCGGGGCCAAAACCGGAAAGUACUCCCUGGGGGACUGCUCGGUGCGCUGGGCGUACAUCCUGGCCAUCAUAGGCAUCCUCAACGCCCUCAUCCUCUCCUUCCUUGCCUUCGUGCUGGGCAACCGGCAAACGGACCUGCUGCAGGAGGAGCUCAAGCAGGAGAACAAAGAUUUUGUGGGCUCUACAGUAAGCUCUGUGUUGCGGCCAGGGGGUGAUGUCUCUGGAUGGGGAGUCCUCCCCUGUCCCGUCGCUCACUCACAGGGACCCUGA